UAUUAUUAUUAGUGACAUAGUAUCACUAUUAGUAGAGAAUAUACAUUCCUUGAGUGGAGAGUCUCUGGUUUUGUCUUUGUAUCCCCAACUCAUGGUACAGCCUUGUCUUUUUAUAUACAAGAGGCACUUUACAAAUGUUUCUUAAAUUGAACUGGAUUAUAUUUGGAUCAUUUGACCUUGGUGCUAAUCUCUAAGCCUUCCUCGGUAAAAUGAGCAGCUAAAUUCUCGACAGGCUCUUUUCCGCUCAGAAGCCUGGAAACAAGUGAUAAAUAUUUCCUAAGGGCAGUUUCCCUAGAUGCCCCCAGACAACUUGGAGGGUGGGAUGAGAUAGGACUCCUGGGUGUAAUACCACCCCACACCACGGAAGGCGAUAAGGUCCUCCUCAGGCUUCCAGGCUCCGCUGCCGCCUCUUCCUCUCCAGAACUUACCAAACCAGGGCCCUGAAGAGGGGGAAGAUAAUAGAGAAAGGCGGCGUGGAGGUGGUCAGGCCCUCGUUUCUGCCAGAAUAUUUCCUUCCAGGGUUAAGUCGGCCUUUCCUAUCGCCAAACUCACUGGUAGUCCGCCUUUUGUUGGGAAAGCAGAGGCAGCGCUAGCUCGCAACGAAGCGGCGAUUGUUCUUCCUCUCCCCCGUACUGUGAAGGGAAAAGAUGUGCCCCUCUUAAGGUGGGCCCGGCACCUGGAAGAAGCCUCGGCAGGCGCCCCUUCUCCGGGUGGACAGGUAUCAGUAGUGUGCUUUAGGACCCUGUGGGCCCUCCGCCCACUCCCAGUAACUGCUGCUGCCUCAGUUUUCCUUGCCCGGACUGCCCAUGGGUUUCCUUGGCGAUAGCUGGCGGGGGGGCCUCGGUGUCGCCGUUGCCGUGUUCACAGCAGUGUCAAGCGUGUUCUUCCUCACGCUUCCCCCCUCGUUGCCGGGAGGAGAUUCGGGGGAGCUGAUCACAGCCGCAUAUGAGCUUGGAGUUGCUCAUCCUCCCGGUUACCCUUUGUUCACUCUGUUGGCCAAACUGGCAAUUGGUCUAUUCCCUUUUGGUUCCAUUGCCUACCGAGUAAAUCUUCUUUGUGGCUUAUUUGGAGCAGCUGCAGCAUCAUUACUUUUUUUCACAGUUUUCAGGCUUUCUGGCUCAUAUGCUGGAGGAAUCCUUGCUGCGGGGGUGUUUUCAUUUUCUCGCCUAACAUGGCAGUGGUCCAUUGCAGCAGAGGUUUUUAGCCUAAACAAUUUGUUUGUGGGGCUGCUUAUGGCUCUUGCUGCACAUUUUGAGAAGGCAACAACUGCAGAAGACAGAUCAAAGAUAUCCAAAAUUGGUGCCUUCUUUUGUGGCCUUAGCCUAUGCAAUCAACACACAAUAAUACUUUAUGUAUUAUGCAUUGCAGUGUGGGUUCUCUUCCGACUUUUUAAAGAGAAGGAGCUCUCCCUAGACCAUUUGCUAAAGCUGAGUUUGUUCUUCUCCACUGGCUUUCUCCCUUAUCUCUAUCUGCCUAUCUCAUCCUACCUCAAUCAAGCUCGUUGGACCUGGGGAGACCAGACAACCUUUUCAGGAUUUCUGACCCAUUUUCUUAGGGAAGAAUAUGGAACAUUCAACCUGGCCAAAUCUGAGACAGGAUCCAGUAUGUCUGAAAUAUUGUUUUUUCAGAUGGCAAAUAUGAAGGUUGAAUUAUCAAUUAAUAUUCAAGUCCUUGCAGUAAUAGCUUGUUUAUGUUUAAUAAGACAGGACAAACAAAACCCACCAUUGGUGUGGCUUUUUGUUGGAAUGCUUUGUGUUUAUUCAUUGUUCUUUGCUUGGCGAGCAAAUUUAGAUAUUUCAAAACCUCUUUUCUUGGGUGUGGUAGAACGCUUCUGGAUGCAGAGCAAUGCAGUGGUGACUGUUCUGGCUGGCCUUGGCUUGGCCUCAUUUUCCUCUCUGAGUAGCAGGAUGCUGAGCGGCAGCUCUGUAUUUCAAUUUCUGGAAUGGCUUUCAGCAGCCAUUUUUGUAAUCUACCAAAUUUAUUCUAAUUACAGCAUUUGUGACCAAAGCACCAAUUAUGUGAUUGAUAAAUUUGCAAAGAACCUUCUGUUCUCUAUGCCUCAUGAUGCAAUCAUCUUACUCAGAGGAGACUUACCAGGGAAUUCUCUUCGUUAUUUACAUUACUGUGAGGGUCUGAGGCCUGAUGUUUCAUUGGUAGAUCAGGAAAUGUUGACUUAUGAGUGGUAUUUACCUAAGAUGGCUAAGCAUUUACCAGGUAUCUACUUUCCUGGGAACCGAUGGAGUCCUGUGGAAGGAAUAUUACCUAGUGGAAUGGUCAUGUUUAAUCUUUAUCAUUUCCUCAAAGUAAAUAAACACAAAGAGACGUUUGUUUGCAUAGGAAUUCAUGAAGGUGACUCAACUUGGAAAGAGAACUAUUCACUUUGGCCAUGGGGUUCUUGUGACAAAUUGGUUUCUUCAGAGAUUGUAUUCAACCCUGAGGAAUGGAUUAGGCUUACUAGAAAUAUAUAUAAUUGGACUGAAGAAUAUGGAAGGUUUGACCCAUCUUCUUGGGAAGCCGUAGCUAAUGAAGAGAUGUGGCAAGCAAGGAUGAAAACAGCAUUCUUUAUCUUUAACCUUGCAGAAACUGCUAAUAUACCUACAAAUAUGAAAGCAGAACUUUAUGCUCUUACAUAUAAUCUAUAUAAGGAAAUCGUAUAUCUACAAAAGAAACAUCCAGCAAAUUGGCAUAAGAACUAUGCCAUAGCUUGUGAAAGAAUGCUUCGUUUUCAUGAAAUCGAUGUGAAUCCUGAAGUCCUUUUAUCUGAGACUAUCAAACAUUUCCACCUCUAUGUGGAGAAAGUACAGGAUGAUCCACAGCAGGCUGACAUUUUAGAGGCUCUUAAGCACCUCAGAAGGGAACUGCAGGGGCUAAGAAAGACCAAAAGAGUCUAA
Gracilinanus agilis (Agile Gracile Mouse Opossum) is the source of this 2891-nucleotide messenger RNA. RefSeq names its product transmembrane protein 260 (gene TMEM260). The record is from RefSeq and is a predicted model, not a curated record. Lineage: Eukaryota; Metazoa; Chordata; Mammalia; Didelphimorphia; Didelphidae. The transcript is spliced from 16 exons. The coding region runs from base 807 to 2891 and encodes 694 amino acids.